AUGUCUUUAGCAGAGUCGAAUCAAUCCAAUGAUUCAAACACGGUUAAUGAUAUCGCCAAUUCUGUAGUUAACUGUAAUGUGAAACAAAUGAAAUUUAAAUCUCCAGUGUGGCGUCAUUUCACCUAUGAAGAUGUUAAUGGAACCGGAAUGGCUGUUUAUGACAACCCCGAUAUCCUUUUCACGGAAACCCAAAAUUCGAACCAGAAGAAGAAUAUGAAAGUAUGUUUCUCCUGGUUCAUCAACAGACAGUCGAGAAAGAAGACAAUCGAGAGAUAG
This is a messenger RNA of Lactuca virosa, 276 nucleotides long. The record is from the annotation of a GenBank genome assembly. Lineage: Eukaryota; Viridiplantae; Streptophyta; Magnoliopsida; Asterales; Asteraceae.